Penicillium nucicola is the source of this 1512-nucleotide messenger RNA. RefSeq names its product DUF1593 domain-containing protein. The record is from RefSeq and is a predicted model, not a curated record. The transcript is spliced from 2 exons. NCBI's taxonomy places the organism in Eukaryota, Fungi, Ascomycota, Eurotiomycetes, Eurotiales, Aspergillaceae. Gene Ontology annotation, molecular function: hydrolase activity, hydrolyzing N-glycosyl compounds. Bases 1 to 1512 code for a protein of 503 amino acids.
AUGGCAUCCCAGGACAAACUCCAAUCCUUCCCCUCCAAGCCGCGCGUAUUCAUCCUCAGCGACAUCUCCAACGAACCCGACGAUGCAGAGUCUCUAGUCCGCUAUCUGCUCUACUCCAACCAGUUCCGCACCGAAGGCCUGGUAGCAUGUACAUCAACAUGGAUGAAAAACAAAGUCUGUCCGCAGGACAUGCACAAGAUCGUGGACGGCUACGAGAAAGUAGUAGACAACCUGAAUGCGCACGCGCAUCCAGACGAUCCAUACCCAACACCUGAAUCCCUACGAUCUCUGAUCAAAAAGGGCGCAGAGAGCUACGGCAUGACAGCCGUAGGCGACACCAUACCCCUAAGCGAAGGCGCAGAAGCCCUACUAGACCGCAUCGAAGCCCCAGACGCAGCGACACAGAACAACCCGCUCUGGAUCCUCUGCUGGGGCGGCACGAACGUCCUAGCCUCGGCACUACUAAAGCUAAGCAAGACGCACACGCCAGAAGAAGCAGCAAGACUGCGGUCCAAGCUGCGCGUGUAUGCCAUCUCCGACCAAGACGACACAGGCCUCUGGAUCAGAACCACAUACCCGGAUCUAUUCUACAUCUGUUCCGUGCACGGCUGGAACCAGUACGGAAAUGCGACUUGGGCGGGCAUUUCCGGUGAUGCGUGGUAUGGGUUUGAUCGGGGCGGUCCUGAUCCGAGCAUGAUCAGUGCGGAGUGGAUUAAGGACAAUAUUCAGAUCGGGCCGUUUGGGGUGACGUAUCCUGAUUUUAUGUUUAUUCCUGAGGGGGAUACGCCUACUUUUUUGUAUCUUGUUCAGAAUGGACUUGGGGUGGCUGAGCGGCCUGGGUUUGGGGGUUGGGGUGGGAGGUAUGUUUCUACGCGUGGGGAUGAGGGGGAGGUCAAUGGGCAUUAUAGUGAUACGGCGGAUGAGGUCGUUGGGCUUGAUGGGAGGAGCUACAAGUCCAAUCAUGCGACUAUUUGGCGCUGGAGGGAGGCGUUCCAGGUUGAUUUUGCGGCUAGGAUGCAGUGGUCUCUAUCUUCUGAUUUGAAGACUGCGAAUCAUCAUCCUGUGGCGAUUGUCAAUGGAACGACUGGCCCGGCACCGUUGGAACUGGAUGUCGAGGCCGGGGGUGUGGUAAGGCUUGAUGCUUCGGCUUCUUAUGAUCCAGACCCGACGGAUUCGCUCACGUUCAGGUGGUAUCAGUAUAAGGACCCGAGUGCGACUCAGUGGGCUGUGCAGUAUGAGGUUGGAGAACUCAGAAUUGAGACUUUGAAUGAGGAUGGUAGUGUUGUGGAGGUUCAGGUGCCUCCGGCUGACAAGUGUUGCGUUGAAUUGAUUAGUCGUCGGGCUAUUGCUAAGGGACAGUUGCUUCAUUUGAUUUUGGAGGUGAAGGACAACGGGGUUCCUGCUUUGACUACUUAUCGGCGGGUUGUUAUUCAGGCUACGAAUGAGAAAUUGUUAGGCGGUGGUGGGGGUGCUGAGGCUAUUGGUGAUGUUAUGAAGGAUGUGAAGCAAUGA